This is a messenger RNA of Salvelinus fontinalis (brook trout), 1926 nucleotides long. RefSeq lists its product as uncharacterized. NCBI's taxonomy places the organism in Eukaryota, Metazoa, Chordata, Actinopteri, Salmoniformes, Salmonidae. Bases 1 to 1926 code for a protein of 641 amino acids. The record is from RefSeq and is a predicted model, not a curated record. The transcript is spliced from 3 exons.
AUGCUGAUCCCUCCCUACUGCCUUCCCCAGAUCGCUCCCUACUGCCUUCCCCAGAUCCCUCCCUACUGCCUGCCCCAGAUCCCUCCCUAUUGCCUGCCCCAGAUCCCUCCCUACUGCCUUCCCCAGAUCCCUCCCUACUGCCUUCCCCAGAUCCCUCCCUACUGCCUUCCCCAGAUCCCUCCCUACUGCCUUCCCCAUAUCCCUCCCUACUGGCUGCCCCAGAUCCCUCCCUACUGGCUGCCCCAGAUCCCUCCCUACUGCCUGCCCCAGAUCCCCUCACUGCUGCCCCAGAUCCCCCGACUACCUGCCCCAGAUCCCCCACUGCCUGCCCCAGAUCCCCUCACUGCUGCCCCAGAUCCCCCGACUACCUGCCCCAGAUCCUCCACUGUCUGCCCCAGAUCCCCCACUGCCUUCCCCAGAUCCCCCCACUGUCUGCCCCAGAUCCCCCACUGCCUACCCCAGAUCCCCCACUGCCUGCCCCAGAUCCCCUCACUGCUGCCCCAGAUCCCCCCACUACCUGCCCCAGAUCCUCCACUGCCUGCCCCAGAUCCACCCACUGCCUGCCCCAGAUCCCCCCACUGCUGCCCCAGAUCCCCCCACUGUCUGCCCCAGAUCCCCCACUGCCUUCCCCAGAUCCCCCACUGUCUGCCCCAGAUCCCCCCACUGUCUCCCCCAGAUCCCCCCACUGUCUGCCCCAGAUCCCCCCACUGUCUGCCCCAGAUCCACCCACUGCCUGCCCCAGAUCCCCCCACUGCUGCCCCAGAUCCCCCCACUGUCUGCCCCAGAUCCCCCACUGUCUCCCCCAGAUCCCCCCACUGUCUGCCCCAGAUCCCCCACUGCCUUCCCCAGAUCCCCCACUGUCUGCCCCAGAUCCCCCCACUGUCUCCCCCAGAUCCCCCCACUGUCUCCCCCAGAUCCCCCCACUGCCUGCCCCAGAUCCCCCCACUGCCUGCCCCAGAUCCCCUCACUGCCUGCCCCAGAUCCCCCCACUGCCUGCCCCAGAUCCCCUCACUGCCUGCCCCAGAUCCCCCCACUGCCUGCCCCAGAUCCCCCCACUGCCUGCCCCAGAUCCCCCCACUGCGUUCCCCAGAUCCCCCCACUGCCUGCCCCAGAUCCCCCCACUGUCUGCCCCAGAUCCCCCCACUGUCUCCCCCAGAUCCCCCCACUGUCUGCCCCAGAUCCCCCCACUGCCUGCCCCAGAUCCCCCCACUGUCUGCCCCAGAUCCCCCCACUGUCUGCCCCAGAUCCCCCCACUGUCUGCCCCAGAUCCCCCCACUGUCUGCCCCAGAUCCCCCCACUGUCUGCCCCAGAUCCCCCCACUGCCUGCCCCAGAUCCCCCCACUGCGUUCCCCAGAUCCCCCCACUGCCUGCCCCAGAUCCCCCCACUGUCUGCCCCAGAUCCCCCCACUGUCUCCCCCAGAUCCCCCCACUGUCUGCCCCAGAUCCCCCCACUGUCUGCCCCAGAUCCCCCCACUGCUGCCCCAGAUCCCCCCACUGUCUGCCCCAGAUCCCCCCACUGCUGCCCCAGAUCCCCCCACUGUCUGCCCCAGAUCCCCCCACUGUCUCCCCCAGAUCCCCCCACUGUCUCCCCCAGAUCCCCCCACUGUCUGCCCCAGAUCCCCCCACUGCUGCCCCAGAUCCCCCCACUGUCUGCCCCAGAUCCCCCCACUGCCUUCCCCAGAUCCCCCCACUACCUGCCCCAUUGCAGCACCGAUGCACCGCGCCACCCCCUUCUCCAUAUUCCCAUAUGAGCCAGCAGACCUCCCUUUGGCUAGCAGUGCUUCAUGUGUGACAGUUAGCAUGUGGCGGAACCCUCUGAUGUGGAAGGAAGUGAAAGGUGGGUUUGGUGCCAACUCCACCACAGAGCAGAGCAGAGGAGGGAUUUCACAGAGGCUGCUGCUGCCAAUAGCCUGGUGCUCUGGAUGA